Molecule: messenger RNA, 1047 nt
Organism: Hyla sarda
Lineage: Eukaryota; Metazoa; Chordata; Amphibia; Anura; Hylidae
Product: fragile X messenger ribonucleoprotein 1 homolog
Exons: 2
Coding region: 1-1047 (348 amino acids)
Biological process (GO): anterograde axonal transport; negative regulation of translation; DNA damage response
Cellular component (GO): neuronal ribonucleoprotein granule; dendritic filopodium; postsynaptic density
Molecular function (GO): translation regulator activity; mRNA 3'-UTR binding; protein homodimerization activity
Source: RefSeq, a predicted model, not a curated record
AUGAAGAAGGUAGGAGGCUCCAAUGAAGUCUUUGGAACACCAGUUGUGAAUAACAGUUUCUAUAAAGUGAAGCUGAAAGUUCCUGAAGACUUACAGCAGAUGUGCGUAAAGGAAUCGGCUCAUAAACACUUUUCAAAGGCAGUGGAAGCCUUUUUGGUGUCUUAUGACUCAGAGAAUGCCCAGCUGGUCAUCUUGUCUGACAAUGAAGUUACCAUUAAGAGGGUGAACAUGUUGGGUAACAUCCAUUUCCGAAGUCUUCAGACAAAAUUGUCUGUGAUAUCGAGAAUCAAAGAAGCCAGAAAGAAUCUGGAAAGCUUAUGUCUGUCAGUGUCUAGAUUCCAUGUGCAGUUUGAUGUACAAAAAGACUUGAUGCGCUCAGUAAUCGGCACUCGUGGCACAAAUAUACAACAAGCAAGGAGAAUCCCUGGGGUGACUGCUGUUAUUUUUGAUAAAGAUACAUGUACGUGUCAUGUGUAUGGUGAGAACCAAGAUGCUGUGAAGAAGGCAAGAAGUUACCUGGAGUUGGCUGAGGUGGUAAUGUGGGUUCCCCGAAACUUGGUGGGAAAAGUCAUUGGGAAGAAAGGAAGGCACAUUCAGAAGGUUGUCGACCAGUCAGCGGUUGUUAGAGUGAGAGUUGAGAGUAAUAAGAAGAGCUCCCAAGACGAGGGAAUGGUCCCCUUUGUAUUCCUGGGCACAAAGGACAGUGUUACUAAAGCAACCAUUCUACUGGACUACCACCUCAAAAGGUUGAAGAAAGUGAACCAACUUCAGCUAACUAGACCAAAGAGAAGGACAGGUGCAUGGUCGUGUGUGCACUGUCUUUUGAAGACAAGUGCUCAUCCCCGGUGUUGUUCACACCAGUUGCCUGCAUCAAUCAGGCUCCUUUUCUCUCAGCUUGAUGACAGAAGAGUAAAGAAGGUUGAGAAACACUGGACAGUAGUAUGCUUUAAAACAAACUUUUUAGUUUACCAUGGCUGUCCUGGUAAUCACAUGCCCAGAAACAAUGAUGUGUCAGUUAUCACUGUGCAGAUGCUGGGGAGCACAUAA